UUAACACGUUAGAUUUCACGUAUAAAAUACCGACUUAGUAUUUAAAAUAACUUCUUGUUGAUCGCAAUACAAAUAAUAGGUAUUUUACAGUAACAUAGCUUGUGUUCUGUUGUCAUGGAUACCGUUGUUCUACAGAGAGCAGAUACAGUUUUUAUGACUGGAAUUUUAGGGACUUUUUGGUUUCUUAAUAUUUAAAGCAUAAUUGAAGUCAAUUGUACUUUUCUUUUCUCUUUUUUUUAUUUAUUAUUGGAUAAUAUGACCAAAGGAGGAAAGAGAUAUGCAAAUAUGGAUCAGGAUGGCAAAUGGUUUGCCCAUGUUGGUUGGCAGCAGUGUGAUGUAACACGAGAAGCCUGUACCACCACAGGAGCCAUGCUAUCAGAGGCCACACCACAACACAUGCAAGGACAAGAAAAAUACCCCAAAACUUUUAACAACCAAGAAAAGAAAACAAGGGGCAGGAGCUAUCCAUUUUCAGAGCAUGACAACCGAGCCGCAUUGCAAGACAAUAUAGCUACAUAUGGCCCUGCUUUUGGUCGUAAGAAGUGUCUGGAUGACCGCCGGCAGCAUGACUCUCACUUCUGCCUUUGUCAUGAUACCGGUGUGAGUGAUGCAUGGCUGGAGAGCAAAAAUCUUUCAUCUUAUCAGGCUGACUUCCUGGCCAGGCAGCACAAAGAGAUCACAGAAAGCACACAGCACAGACGCCGUUUUCCCAGGAAUCAUCUGGAGAAGUCACAUCAGGCUGCUAUGGCCCAGGCUGAGGAGAGCUACAUGUGGUUUGGGAGGGAUGAUAUAAAUCAGAGAGUACCUCUUAAUGUACUGGCAGCUGCUAACCUCUCCUCAGCCUUGUAACUGACAUAAACCAGGCACAGAAGAGCUCAUUAAAGCUUCCAUGUGUAUUAGUUCUUAGAGUUUUUUUUCUUUCUGUUAGUCAAUAUUACAUUUAUAAUAUUGCUUUAUGGUAGCAUAUACCUCUCUAAACAUAUUAUACCAUGCAUAUUUGCCUAUAAUUCCUUUGUUCCUGUUGAACUGCAAUAGCAAUGUCAUACCACAAGAGGGAAAUCAAGUAACACAAAUACACCUCCGUCACAAAUACCAAAUUAGAUGACUUACUACAGUUACAU
Molecule: messenger RNA, 1121 nt
Organism: Tachysurus vachellii
Lineage: Eukaryota; Metazoa; Chordata; Actinopteri; Siluriformes; Bagridae
Gene: tex36
Product: testis expressed 36
Exons: 4
Coding region: 256-849 (197 amino acids)
Source: RefSeq, a predicted model, not a curated record